Molecule: messenger RNA, 1638 nt
Organism: Corylus avellana
Lineage: Eukaryota; Viridiplantae; Streptophyta; Magnoliopsida; Fagales; Betulaceae
Product: GDSL esterase/lipase At1g29670-like
Molecular function (GO): hydrolase activity, acting on ester bonds
Source: RefSeq, a predicted model, not a curated record
AUGUUGUGGAUGCUGCUUGUUUUCUUGCUGCUAUCAAACAUGCAACAACAUUACAGUUGUAAUGCAUUUGGAAACCCACAAGUGCCUUGUCUCUUCGUUUUUGGGGACUCUUUGUCGGAUAAUGGGAACAACAACAAUCUUUUUACAUUGGCAAAAACCAAUUAUCCACCUUAUGGGAUUGAUUUCCCCAUGGGGCCUACAGGAAGGUUUACCAACGGUCGUAAUGUGAUCGAUAUCCUUGCUCAACUUCUUGGAUUCGACGAUUACAUUCCACCUUUCGCUAAUGCUAAAGGCGAGGAAAUACUCAAAGGUGUCAAUUAUGCAUCAGGUGGAGGGGGAAUUCGCAGUGAAACUGCACAAGAACUGGGUGAUCAGAUAAGCAUGGAUCAGCAGUUGCAAAAUCACCAGAUUACGGUGUUGGAGAUGAACCAGAUGUUGGGAAAUCAUAACAAAUCAGCUGCAGAGUACCUAAGCAAGUGCAUAUAUGUUGUUGCAAUUGGUAGCAACGACUAUGUUAAUAACUACUUCUUGCCGCGGUUCUUCCUUACUAGCCGAAUAUACACCCCACAGCAAUAUGCUGUUGUUCUCAAUCACCAAUUAUCUCAGCAAUUAACGACUUUGUACAAGUAUGGAGCAAGGAAAUUUGCCGUAUACGGGCUGGGUGCGUUAGGCAGUACUCCAUACGAACGGAAUUCAUGUGGAAGUGGAACGAAUGUCUCUGCAUGUGUGGACAACAUCAACAAUGCGGCCGAACUUUUCAAUGAUGGGCUUAAAUCACUGGUGGCUCAGCUCAAUCAAAAUCUAAUCAAUGCUACUUUUAUCUUCAUCAACUCUACUGGAAUCGCGUCGAGCAGUUCAUCUAUGGCUUCCAUGGUUGCAGAUGUUCCCUGCUGCAAAGUGUCGAGCGUUACUGGUCUAUGCGUUCCAUUUGGAAAUCCAUGCAGUAACCGGAGCCAAUAUUUAUUUUGGGAUGCUCUCCAUCCCACUGAAAUCCUAUAUGAGUUGUAUGCUAGAAGAGGAUACAAAGCUGAGUCUCCAAGUGAUGCUUAUCCAUUUGAUAUCACUCACCUCGCACUGCUCUAACAUGGGAGGAGGAUAUUUCUCAUAAUAAAGCAAUAAGUUUACGUUCUAAAUGAUCAACCAAAUGCAACACAGAUGACCAUGCAUUGUUGAUUGUUAGCAACUAUAAGUUGUAGCAGAAAUCUUAUUGCCAUGGCUGAAAAUUAUCAACAAAUGAAAAGAAUAUCAGCAAAGCUACUAACUCAACUCCAAUACAACUCUUGCAAUACUGGGUUUUGAUUAACCUUUAUUAAAAAAUGCUCAUAAAUCAAAAUGGUUAUUGGGCACUCCACAUCAAUCCAAUUGUAGAUGAGUUGUAUAAGAGUUGCGUUUUUAAAAUUUAGUGUAUUAAAAUUUCCUUGUCAUCAAGUUGUUGCAAUAAAUCGAUUGCAAUAGUGAUCGGCGAUUAAAAAAAGGUUGGCGACGACAUUUUAGUGAUGACAAAUUAUAUCGUUGCAAAGCAACCUUUUAGUGACUUCAUUUUAUGUUCCUAGAAAAGUAGAAUCUCAUUGCAUUUGGAUAAAACCCAAGAAAAUGAAGAGAAUAAUACUUGUGUAUUACUUGAUCAUAAUCGAUUUA